UUGGGUCUUCUUCCUGCCAGGCGUCCAACUGUGGCCAUACCCACUGGAUCCUUCGAGUCUUUCGAAGAUCUAAUCCUUUGUCAGUGCUUGGAUAAAACUAUAUUGCAAACAUCAACCAAGGCAACCACUACUGCAAUGGCUGACGGACUCAACCAAGCUCGCGCCCUCCGAGUGGCAGAGAUCAUCAACGACUACCGGACUCUUCUCAUGCACAUCUCCCAACAGAAUGUCCAAGCCCCGGCAGACGAGUUCAACGAAGAGGGGUAUAAAGUGAUCCGAGAUGGCCUGGCUGCUGCGCAAGCUUUGAUGUCAUCCAACUACAACCCCUGCGCGACGCCAGCACAUGCCGGCAAUGUAGAGGUCGAGAAGGCGGAAUUGCGGAGAGUCAUCCUUGACGCUAGCGCCAGACGCUUCCAGGCGCAUCGCAUCUACUUGAAGGUCGCGGCCGCCAGACGAUGGGUCAUCAACCGCCAAAACAUUCUGCGUGGACAGCGGCCGGGACCGCAGCACGCGGCUCAGCUGAAGAACGCCAGCAACACGUUCCAUGCUGAGCUAGCUCAAGUGACCGAACAGCACGUGGUGGCUGACCUCCGGGCAGCCGACACGCGGGCGGGUCAUUGGCUCAACGAUGACCCUUCUCUGCCUACAAUCCUUCAAUGGAUUCGGUCUCACCCAUGAGAUUUUCUUUUGUUUUCUUUUUCCCAUCGGAGCCUGCGAACGGCGGUGGCCUUGAGUGGUAUAUGGAUAUUAUGGUGUCUAUAAUUACGGGACUACAGUACCGUUUGGCAAGCGUCCACUGGAUGCAUGUUCUCUAUUGUUGCUCAGCGCUGGUCGCUGGC
This is a messenger RNA of Aspergillus uvarum CBS 121591, 839 nucleotides long. RefSeq lists its product as uncharacterized. The transcript has 4 exons. The record is from RefSeq and is a predicted model, not a curated record. NCBI's taxonomy places the organism in Eukaryota, Fungi, Ascomycota, Eurotiomycetes, Eurotiales, Aspergillaceae. Bases 136 to 678 code for a protein of 180 amino acids.